This is a messenger RNA of Durusdinium trenchii, 684 nucleotides long. The record is from the annotation of a GenBank genome assembly. NCBI's taxonomy places the organism in Eukaryota, Dinophyceae, Suessiales, Symbiodiniaceae.
AUGCGCGGCUUGAUUGUGGACUUGGAGCGCAAUGAGGAGGAGGUUGGCUUGAAUGAGGGUCAGCACAUUGGCAUUGAUACAGCUUCAUCACGUAAGUGGCAGAUUCGCUUGGGACUAGCUGCCACUGCAGCAGGCUUGGCUUGCUUCUUUUGCCUCCAGAUCAUGGACCAGCACGGCUCCAAAGUCCAAGAACGCGAGUUUCCCGUGAGUUUCGUGGAAGUGGAGGAGAGCAUCAAUGCUACGGAUGCCAAGGACUUUGAGACUUUUGCCUGCAGAAAGGUGGACGCGAUUUCAGGGGACUAUUUGAGUGUGAACUACUACAUGAGUCUAUGUGGAACCUUUCAUUGCUCUGGCUGCAGAAAGAACAGCGCCAUCGAAAUGCUGGAGUUUCACGUGUGGGCCACAACUGGAUUCUUUGGCUUGCCACCUGGACCCGCCAAGGUUCAUGAAGUUUGCUUGGUCAUGGGGUACAAGCAUGCUGCUUUCAGCAUCCAGCGCAACUUUUCUGCGCCAAUUACGGACUAUGCCUAUGGAGGCAUCUAUGAGAAGAACAAAGAAAGUCCUGUCCAAUUGGCAAGUAGCUUGACUUUCAGGUCUGAUAUUAACGAAGAAAAAUCCUAUCAUGGCGUUUACCAUCCUCAUCAACGUCAGUUUCUUGAGGUUGACGUCCGCAAGAAGCUAUAA